Pyrus x bretschneideri (Chinese white pear) is the source of this 942-nucleotide messenger RNA. Its product is annotated as auxin-induced protein 22D-like. The record is from RefSeq and is a predicted model, not a curated record. The coding region runs from base 303 to 875 and encodes 190 amino acids. Gene Ontology annotation, molecular function: protein binding. Gene Ontology annotation, cellular component: nucleus. Lineage: Eukaryota; Viridiplantae; Streptophyta; Magnoliopsida; Rosales; Rosaceae. Gene Ontology annotation, biological process: regulation of DNA-templated transcription. The transcript is spliced from 3 exons.
UGUCCAUAAUUCAUGUAAAUUAAAGAGAGAGUAUAUAAAAAAUUAAACAAAUUUAAGGCAUUACCACAACUCCCACUCCUUCCUUUAAUCAUAUCUAUAAAAUACAACACACACUUGCAUUCCCACCUCCCCACAAAGCAAACACAUUUCUAACUUCUCCACAAAAAAAAAAAGGGAAGAAAAAAAGAAAGAGAAAGAAGAACUUGGUUCUUUUGGGUUUUUGCUAGAGCAGAUUAUUGGGUGUUGUUUCUUGAGGUUCAAUAAUUCGGUAUAGUAUUCGUGUCGAAGAUUCUUGGUUAAAAAUGGAAAGCAAGGCACAUGAGAAAGAUCUCAACCUCAAGGCAACAGAGCUUACACUUGGGUUGCCAGGGAGAGAUGAAAUUAUUGAGCUUCCUAAUCAAAACAAGAAGAGAGGACUGCCAGUUGACUCAAAAAAUGAAGAAGGAAGCACUGAUGCUAAAAACGCUCAUAAGGAAACCCCUCCUGCAAAGGCACAAAUAGUGGGGUGGCCACCAAUCAGAUCUUAUAGGAAGAACAGCCUCCAAGCAAAUAAAAAUGCAGAGGGUGAGACUGCUACUGGGAUUUAUGUGAAAGUGAGCAUGGAUGGAGCACCUUACCUCAGAAAGAUUGAUCUUAAGGUUUACAAAUGCUACCCAGAACUCCUCAAGGCCUUGGAAGUCAUGUUUAAGUUUACUAUAGGUCAAUACUCAGAGAGGGAAGGCUACAAAGGAUCAGAAUAUGCACCUACUUAUGAGGACAAAGAUGGUGAUUGGAUGCUGGUUGGAGAUGUUCCAUGGGAUAUGUUCAUGUCAUCCUGCAAGAAGUUGAGAAUCAUGAAAGGAUCAGAGGCCAGAGGCUUGGGGUGUGAUGUAUGAAAAAGACAUGUCAGCCCAAAAGAGCAAGGGAGACGGAAAGAUAUAUCCUCUCUCUCUCUCUCUCUCU